CUCAGCCCGCCUCUCGCGCUCUCCACCUGCACGCGCCCCCACCCCCCCUCGGCUGUGCGCACGCGCGGUGCCCACCAGAGCGCGCGGGGGAGCCCGCCAGGCGCAUGCGCGGUGCGGGGACCGCGGUCGCUCUGCUGUCGCCGCUGCCACCGUAGCUGCCGUUGCCGCCUUCCUGCCGGCAAGUGUGGGAAAGAGGAGCUGAGGGCCGCCGCCACCGUUGCCGCCAUGGGGAGGAAGUCGAGCAAAGCAAAGGAGAAGAAGCAGAAGCGGUUGGAGGAGCGGGCAGCCAUGGAUGCCGUCUGUGCCAAAGUGGACGCAGCCAACAGGCUUGGCGACCCUUUAGAGGCUUUCCCCGUGUUCAAGAAAUACGAUCGAAACGGGUUAAACGUCUCCAUCGAGUGUAAGCGAGUGUCUGGAUUGGAGGCAGCCACGGUGGACUGGGCCUUCGACCUGACCAAAACGAACAUGCAGACCAUGUAUGAGCAAAGUGAGUGGGGCUGGAAGGACCGAGAAAAGCGGGAGGAAAUGACAGAUGACCGAGCCUGGUACCUCAUUGCUUGGGAAAACAGUUCCGUCCCCGUUGCCUUUUCCCACUUUCGGUUCGACGUGGAGUGUGGGGAUGAAGUCCUGUACUGCUACGAAGUGCAGUUGGAAAGCAAGGUGCGGCGGAAAGGCCUGGGGAAGUUCCUCAUACAGAUUCUGCAGCUCAUGGCCAACAGCACACAGAUGAAGAAGGUGAUGUUAACAGUAUUUAAGCACAAUCAUGGCGCCUACCAGUUCUUCAGAGAAGCGCUGCAAUUUGAAAUCGAUGACUCUUCCCCCAGCAUGUCUGGUUGCUGUGGGGAGGACUGCUCCUACGAGAUCCUGAGCCGGAGGACCAAGUUUGGGGACAGUCAGCAUUCCCAUGCUGGUGGGCACUGUGGUGGCUGCUGUCACUGAACUCCCAACCAGAACGCCCUCUCCAAGGUCUACCCUCUCCCUGGUCUCCUGCCGCCUGCCAGGUGCCCUCAGAGCUGUGGCCUCCUCAGCCCUGCACGUGCCAGGCUGCGCCCUGAGAGCACAGAACCCUGGGGAGGAGUGGUCCCAGGGCCCCUCCUCCUCUCCUAGAAGAGCAGAGUGCCAGGAGGGAGCCGAGAGGAGAGGAUGCCGAGGGAAGAAAGAGCUGGUGGAGGCUGGGCGUGAAGUCGUCCGGCAUGGAGGCUGCCUUCUCACUCCACUCUUGCGCCCUUGAGCGUAAGAUUCCCUGACUCCUCUGUAGCUGGAUUUCCGACACUGGCCUCCCACCAACCUCCUGACACACACACACACACACACACACACACACACACACACAAGCGUGGACAAAUGGAGUGUUUAUGCCCACCUAAUGAAAGUCCUGGAGCCCCGGUCAGGGUCUGGCUGGUCCUCAGAGGGGAAUGGACUUGGUGGAAGGUCUGGGCACAGCAAGGCUUCAGACUCCUGCUUCGUGGGCGGAAUGCUCUGAUGGCGUCCGGGGAAGGUCUGUGCUGCGACAGGCCCACAAGGGAGCGCUCUAGCUGUGCUCUCUGGACCGUUCGAGGGGGUUGUCCCAGGGGACCGGCAGCUCUGGGAAGAAGGCUGCCUCCCUCUCCAUCACUGUCUGAGGGGCUGAGGAGCCAGGAGAAGGUGCCGGGUGGGCCCGCACUGCUCCUUUGGGCUUUUGGACUUCGCUGCGUUCUAAGCUUAACCUCGAUCGAUGGCAUGACUCAAGUUUCUAAAUCCUAGCAAAAAGCCAGAGGGCCUGCCUGCCCUCUCCAUCGCCCUCCCUCUCCCCUUGCCCUCACCUGCCCCAGGUACCUCUUCUUACUAAGGGGGGAAUAACAUCAGGGAGCCCCUCGUCUCCCCCCAGAAGGACCUCUCGUUCCUGGCAUCGUUAUUGCCUUCCUCUCAGAUCUUGGUGCUGAUAGCUCUCUGCAGGUGGGCGUCCCCCCUCUUCAGAGAGCCCCCAGCCAGCAGCAGGCCCUCCGCCUGCGCGCCCAGCCUCGCCCCUCGCUGCCUCAGUGAGGCACUAGUGCCACUGCCCUGGCCGGCAGCUCGGGCUGCAGCAGGA
Molecule: messenger RNA, 2068 nt
Organism: Eptesicus fuscus (big brown bat)
Lineage: Eukaryota; Metazoa; Chordata; Mammalia; Chiroptera; Vespertilionidae
Gene: NAA40
Product: N-alpha-acetyltransferase 40, NatD catalytic subunit
Exons: 8
Coding region: 226-939 (237 amino acids)
Cellular component (GO): nucleus
Molecular function (GO): histone H4 acetyltransferase activity; protein N-terminal-serine acetyltransferase activity; histone H2A acetyltransferase activity
Source: RefSeq, a predicted model, not a curated record